AUGUCGAAAACUCUUCCUCCACCACCAACAUUAUUCUUCCCUUCCAUAGUAUUCUGCUCCACCCUCUUCUUCCUUCUCUUCCUCCUUCCACCAACAUCAGCCCAAGAAGUUGAUGACGAGAGAGAGUUCGAUUACGUGGUAGACAGCGAGAGAGGGCCGUCUAGAUGGGGAGAAAUGCACCCAGAAUGGCGCAGUUGCAACAAUGGCACGAUGCAGUCUCCGAUCGACAUGUUGAACGACAGGGUCGACGUCGUCUCCCAUUUGGGCAGGCUCAACAGAAGCUACAGUGCUGCCAAUGCGACUCUCAAUAACAGAGGCCACGACAUGAUGUUGAAGUGGGAAGGUGAUGCAGGGAGCAUUCACAUCAAUGGAACUGACUACGUUCUCCGUCAGUGUCACUGGCACUCUCCUUCUGAACACAGUGUUAAUGGGAGGAAGUAUGCCAUGGAGGUUCACAUGGUUCAUGUGAGUGAGGACGGGAAGAUUGCUGUGGUUGGGAUUUUGUACACUAUUGGGAGGCCCGACUCGUUCCUUGAAUCGAUAUAUGAUCAUUUGGAGGAUAUUUCUGGAAUUGAGAGAGACGAGAGGGUUGUUGGACUGGUGGAUCCAAAGGACAUUAAGAUCGGGAGUAGGAAAUAUUACAGAUAUAUCGGCUCUCUCACUAUCCCUCCUUGCACCGAAGAUGUUUCUUGGACUAUUGUGAAGAAGGUCAGGACCGUCUCUAGAAAACAACUGAGAGUGCUCCGCGUAUCUGUGCAUGAUGAUGCAAACACGAACGCUAGGCCAAUACAGCCGAAAUUCGGAAGGAAGGUGGAACUCUUCAGACCAGAAGACAAUGUGCAAAGCCAAGAUGAUUCCAUUAGUAAUUAG
Molecule: messenger RNA, 870 nt
Organism: Linum tenue
Lineage: Eukaryota; Viridiplantae; Streptophyta; Magnoliopsida; Malpighiales; Linaceae
Source: the annotation of a GenBank genome assembly